Messenger RNA from Eupeodes corollae, 4863 nucleotides. RefSeq lists its product as uncharacterized. The coding region runs from base 1043 to 2149 and encodes 368 amino acids. The transcript is spliced from 4 exons. The record is from RefSeq and is a predicted model, not a curated record. NCBI's taxonomy places the organism in Eukaryota, Metazoa, Arthropoda, Insecta, Diptera, Syrphidae.
UUGAGUUUAGUUGAGAACUAACCAUUGUGGCGUUUGUUUCGUGCAUAUGUGCUAUUAGCUUCUUUUAAACAAAUAAAUAUUGAAUUACAUAUUCAACAAUAAUUCUCGGUAGAAAAUAAAAACAGAAUUCUUAAAAAAAAAAAAACAAAAAGUGCUGACUCUAUAUUAUUAUAUUACUUUUGGAAUAUAAUUAUUAUUUCGAAAUAUUCCAACAAAGUACAUACCUAUGUAACUUACUUUCUGUGUGUAUUUUUGUCCCAAAAAAUAAUUUAAUCGAGUGUGCCAAUUUCGGUGUGGCAGUGUAAUGAAAUAACGGAAAUAUUUUUCAUAGCAGAAAUUGUUAUUGUUAACCGACCGACUUAAAUUUAAAACCAAAAAACUGUUAACUAGUACAAUCAUAGUGCUUGUUAACAAAAUAAAAAAAGAAAACUCUUUUUUGACGAUCAAACAUAUUUUGUUGUUUAAAAUAUAAACCGAAAUAAAUUUAUAUACAAAAAUAAAAACAAUUUAAAUGAAAAAUCGAGUAGUGACUGGUAGUUUAUUGCUUACGAUCGCACAACAAAUGGAUAAAGCUGCUCUUUUAUCAUUCAGCAGAAUAAAAUACGAAAAUUAUUCCCUAACAAGCAUUUAGAGUGUUUUGGGAAAAUUUCCAAUAAACAAAAACACAUCAAUCCGAAUCAUCCUGCAAUAGAACAGAAAAACCAUCAACAACUUAAAGAAGGAAGGACAUCUUUCCCACAACACACAACAAAAUAUACCUACCUAUAUAAAUUUAUUUAUUGAUUUUCUUCUUUCGGGGUUGAAAACCACCAGCAUUUUCUGUGAUAUUUUUUCACCACGUGAAACUCUGCAUAGUUAAGCUGAACUCUCACAUAAAACUCCAUAGAAUUUUUGGCCACCCUAACAAUCUAUACGAGUAGAAGGAGCAAAAGGGAUAAAACAUACAUAACAAAGGACAGCAACAACCAAACGAAAAAUAAACUCCACGUUAGUUUCUUGUAACCUUUAAGAAAACAAGCUGAAAAUUAUAACAUCAAACAAAAUGUCUUCCCUACCGGAGAAAUCGCAGCCCAUAACUGCAGCAAUAACUGCAACUUCAAGUAUAAUUUCUUCAUCAUCAUCAACAACAACAUCGUCGUUAACGAAACCAAUGAUGACGAAGACAUUUUUCUUUCGAUCAGAUUCGAUCAAAAAAAUCAAAUGCACUGCCGCUUACCCUUUUCAAGUUGCUGGUUUGAAACUAAGCAAAAGUGCAUUGAUUGAGCUUUUGGAAACUAACAUUAAAAAAGCUCGUAUUUGUACUCAAAAAGCUAUGCUCAACUUUUAUUGUAUGAUUUUAAAGCUUCUCAGUACGCUUUUUGCACUUUGGGAUGAAAAAGUUCAAAAGAAAGCUUAUUUCCGACAAACAACAUCAACAACAACAACUGCUGGAACAACAAUGUUGGAUAGUGAAAGCUCAACUGCAACCAAAAUUAAUAAUGCUAAAUUAACCACCAACCCCAACGAAUCACCAAUUCAAUCCUACCAAAGUCGCAUUUCUGAGAAACUGAUUCGAAUUCAAAUGCACAAACGACGUUUAAGUGGAAACAGUUUGAUUCCAUCAUCGUCUUCAAUAAGUAGUGCCAGUUUGACUCCCAAAUCAACAUCAACCUCUGUUUCAACACCAUUAUCAACAACUCCAUCCUCAUCUACCAACGAUCUCAGCCGCCGUCAAAGUUUCUCCUCGUCCUCGUCCACUGAAAGUCUCAGAUUGUCAAGGACCCACCUUUACAAAUCGAAAUUACAUGAAUACUGUUUGGUCUUUUGCGUACACGCUGGUCUAGUCGUAAUGUACUCACAGGUUGUGAUUCUCGGAAUAGCCCUAAACACUACUUAUAUUCCUUCUGGAUUGAUCUUUAUGUUGUCUACCAUUGGACUUAUUGGAUAUAUUUUUGUCAAAGUAUCCUUAAUGAAUCAAAAAUCUGUAUCAGAAAAAUCAUCUCCAAGAUCAUCACCCCAACCAGAGGCUAAAAACACCAAUAAUUCUCGCUGUGAUCCAAUCAAAGAUGACUUCAGUCCAGAACGUCAAAGUCGAUCCAAAACGAAAAGAAUUCCAAAACAAAUUAUUGAAUUUAAGUACAAGAAUUUGAGCAAAGUUGAGCUUUUGUAAGAGCGUGAUAUAAAUCAAAACUAACUUCAAUAUUAGAAUACAGAAAGAAAAAUACAUAAUUUAUAUUCUUAAGUACACAAUAGUUAUAUAGGAUCUUUAUCAACUUAGGGCAAGCAUAUCUUAAACAAAAUUCAAAACUUCAAACCACUAAAUAGGUAUCUUUUGAAAAACAAAAUAUUAUUUAAGAAACAAUUUUUUUCUCCGAAAAAGUACAACUCCAAUGAAUAUGUAGGUAUAAAAGAAUUUUAUAGGUUAGAAGUUCAGAACUUUAAAAGAGCAAAAAAUUAAGAAUAAAUUCACUUGUACAUCAAGUUUGACAGGAAUGCAAUCACUUUGACAGUUUGAUAACCAAUAAAACAUUAAUAACAGGUCAGUUUGACAGAAAUGUCAUCAUUUUGACAGUUUGCCUGAAGUUUAAGAUUUUCUGUAAUAACAUAUGAUAAAUAUUUGUAGACAACUGCAGUCCCAAACCAAUCAGAAAUUAACAUUUAGUUUGACGUUUAAGUUGGUCCAACUUGACCUAUGUACAUCAAUAAUGACAGAAAUUGAUAUUUCAGCUAAAAUAUUUGAUUGUAUUAACAAUUCAACCCAAUAAGCUCUGUUAUGAACUUCUUUCUAUAAAAAAAAAACAUUGAUUCCAUGAGGUUAAUUAGUCUUUAAAGUGUGUACGAAACUUUUUCCACAUUUAAGUGCAUUUCUUUGGUAUUAGAGCUGUCAAUUUUUAUGUAGCAAUGCGUUUAUUUUUUCAACACAAAAACCGCUAAUAUGUAUUGUUGUCAGAUCAAAAUUUACAUGAAGAUUGAUUUGUGGUUUUUUGUGACAAUCUGUCACUUUUAUUUCAAAACCGUCUUUAUGUAAAUUUUGAUCAAGCUUUUACAAAGAAUUUUAUUUAUUUGUGUUUGUUUUGUUCUCAACUUGAAAUCUAUAUUUAUUGAAUUUGUCAUUUCCUUAUAUAUUUUUUUUAAUUGAUUUGAGUUAAACUUUAAAAUUGAUUUUCUAAUUUAUCAAUUAUCUUUGUGAGAAUGUGUAAUAAUUGUAAUGUCUAACUUUUGUUUAUUUUCUUUUUUAAUAUUUCCCCCUCUCAUAUCUACGUAAAAUUUUUAGUAGGUAAUUCGAUUUUACUUUUUUCGCGACACCAAGGAUAUUUAUGGAAGAAAAAUAAAAAAAUCAAUUUUAAAUUAAUCUCAAAUUAAGAAUAAAUUAAAUUGUAUUGCGCUGAAUUAUUUUGAAAUGAUGAAUUUAAAAUCAAAUACACAUAAUACAUUUAUUGUUAUUAAGCUAUCUUAUUUAUAAAUAAAACAAGAAAACUAAGAAAACAAACACUUAAUGGAUACUUAAUAAAAUCUAAGAAUUGAUCUAAAUUUUAUCAAAGUGUCAAAAGUCACAAAAUUUAGGGGUCUGUUUCAAUGUAUGUGUUGGUCAUGUCAAAUGCCAACAGCUAUUCAUAACUUCAUACAUUUAAAAAAUUUGAAACAGUCUAAUAAAUUUGUUGGGUUUUGACAUUUCUGAUUUUAAUAUUAUCUGUCAAAUGUUAGAAAGGAUAUUUUCAGAAAGUAAUUGUGUGCAUAAAACUGUUCUGUGUGUUGAAUUUAUCGUUUAAUGAUUAUUAGAGACUUCAUAAAAGUUUCGCUAAAAGAACCUGUCAAAAAUGUUCAUGCUUUUUUUAAAGUCUUUAAUAUUCAUUUAACCUUUAAUUUAAAAUGUUGCUCAAAAGCUCAAGAAAUUUUAACAAAAAUUAUUUGUCUAUGAAGUCUUUUAAAUGUUGUUUUGGAUCGCUGAGAUUUUCAUACGGCUUGAAAAACAAACAGUUCUUACUGUCAGAAGAAUUUGAUUAAUUGUUAGAUGUAAAUUCAAAGUAAAUCUGCGAUUUUUAACAAUGUAAUAAUUUGUACCAAUUUUAAAAAUGUCUGUCAAUUAUUUGAUGUUCAUGUCAUUUUGGAUUCUGUUGUCCUUUUCUUAUAUUAUAAACAAUAGAAUUAUUAAGUAAAGUAAUUGUACAACUCGUGUCUUUUUUAACUAAACAAUAAUUACUUAUUUAAGCUUAAGAACAAAAACAAAAAUGUUUGUCUGAAUGUGAUGAUGAUAAUGUGGUGUUAUUAUAAUUACCAGCUAACCUUAUUCCCUUCCUUUUUCCUCUUACCUUCUUUAUUGUCUUUUGUUUCUUUAAUAUUUUCUUUCAUCAACAAUAAUAAUUAAUAAUUUACUUCCCUCUUAAUAUUGAAAAGAAAUCAGAGACUGAAAUUAAAAUUUAAAAUAAUGAAUGUAAAUUUAUUGAUUGAACUUAAAUUGAUUUUGAGAUUUGGCCAGAAAUUUACAUUCAGCUUGAUUUUUUAAUUGUUUUGUAGAAUGAACAUUAUAUUUUAUAUAUUUUGUUUAUUUUAUAUAGAAAAAAAAAGUUAUUAAAAUUAAAAUCCCUGUUUGACUGUGAUUGUGUGAGAGAGAUUUUUUUCUAAUAAUUAAGCAAUAGAAAAUAAGUAAAUAAAUUAAUAAAGAUGAAAACCUAUUUCUAAGGGGUUUCAUCUUUUCUUUUUGCUUUUUGUAAAUGUCUCGAAUUUGAGAUAUUUUUAUUUUGUACUACUAUUAGGUUAUAGUGUCUUUUUUAUAUGUUAAUUAAAUUUAGUAAGUGUAUAAUUAAGAAUAAACAUUUAUAGAACACAUUGUUCAAGGAAUAAAAUAAAAACAUAAAAAUAAAAAUACAAUAAUUUAUAAACAAA